Messenger RNA from Mercurialis annua (annual mercury), 3961 nucleotides. Its product is annotated as topless-related protein 3. The transcript has 25 exons. The record is from RefSeq and is a predicted model, not a curated record. Gene Ontology annotation, biological process: regulation of DNA-templated transcription. NCBI's taxonomy places the organism in Eukaryota, Viridiplantae, Streptophyta, Magnoliopsida, Malpighiales, Euphorbiaceae. Gene Ontology annotation, molecular function: protein binding. The coding region runs from base 292 to 3693 and encodes 1133 amino acids.
AUCGAAGAUAGCGAGAAGUCUCUCUUUUUUCGCUACUUUUUUAUUUUUUGUUUCUCUUUCUUGUUUAUCUUCCACACUUCAAAGCAGCCUUUGAAAACCCUAGAACUCCUCGAAUUUCGUGCCUUUUGUUCUUCAGCAGCUUAAUUUUGACUAGAAUUAGCUCAGAUUUAUGCUAAUUAGAGAUGAAUUUCCUGUUUUGAAUUUAAAUCAGCUCUAUAAUUUUAAUUUAAUCGUGUCGUGAGUUUUUGGUUUCUGGAUCGGUUUUGUUUCGAGCUUUAAAAGGAUAAAACGAUGUCGUCUUUGAGCAGAGAAUUAGUAUUUCUCAUACUUCAGUUUCUUGAAGAGGAGAAAUUCAUGGAGUCCGUGCACAAACUUGAGAAGGACUCGGGGUUUUACUUCAACAUGAAGUACUUUGAGGAAAAAGUCCAGGCUGGAGAAUGGGAAGAAGUUGAAAAAUACUUAUCAGGAUUUACUAAAGUUGACGAUAACAGAUACUCCAUGAAAAUAUUCUUUGAAAUAAGGAAACAGAAAUAUCUUGAAGCACUUGAUCGACAGGAUAAGGCGAAGGCUGUUGAAAUUUUGGUGGGUGAUUUAAAAGUUUUUUCAACAUUUAAUGAGGAAUUAUACAAGGAGAUCACUCAACUCUUAACUCUUACCAAUUUCAGAGAAAAUGAGCAGCUAUCCAAAUAUGGGGAUACUAAAACAGCUCGAAGCAUAAUGUUGAUAGAGCUCAAGAAACUCAUAGAAGCAAAUCCUCUUUUCCGUGAUAAGCUUGCGUUUCCUACUCUAAAAUCAUCUAGAUUGAGGACUCUAAUUAAUCAAAGUUUAAACUGGCAGCACCAGUUAUGCAAGAACCCGAGACCAAACCCGGACAUUAAGACCCUAUUCAUAGACCAUACAUGCUCUCCUUCAAAUGGUCCUCUUGCUCCUACACCUGUCAACCUACCAAUUGCAGCCGUUACGAAGCCUUCUGCUUAUCCAUCUUUAGGGGCACAUGGCCCCUUUCCACCCUCUGCAGCUGCUGCUGCUAAUGCUGGUGCCUUAGCUGGUUGGAUGGCAAAUGCUUCUGCUUCUUCAUCUGUUCAAGCAGCUGUUGUCACUGCAUCCUCCAUGCCAGUUCCACAAAAUCAAGUUUCAGUCUUGAAACGGCCAAGAACACCACCAACCGCCCCGGGUAUGGUUGAUUAUCAGAGUCCUGACCAUGAACAACUAAUGAAACGCCUGCGACCUGCCCAGUCUAUUGAGGAGGUUACAUAUCCGACAUCUCGGCAACAGGCCUCUUGGUCUCUGGAUGACCUGCCAAGGAUGGUUGCUUUAACCAUGCAUCAAGGUUCAGCUGUCACAAGCAUGGAUUUUCAUCCUUCUCGUCAAACUUUACUUCUUGUUGGUUCUGCUAAUGGUGAAGUUACACUAUGGGAAUUAAUGCAACGAGAGAGGUUGGUUUCAAAGCCCUUUAAGGUUUGGGAAAUGACAGCCUGUUCGUUGCAGUUUCAGGCUUCCUUUGUCAAAGAUGCACCAGUUUCUGUCAACCGCGUUACUUGGAGUCCUGAUGGAAAUCUUGUGGGGGCUGCCUUUAAUAAGCAUUUGAUACACUUGUAUGGCUAUUCUGGGUCAAGUGAUCUACGCCAACAAUUAGAGAUUGAUGCCCAUGGUGGAGGUGUUAAUGACUUGGCUUUUGCUCAUCCAAACAAACAACUGUGUGUAGUGACCUGUGGAGAUGAUAAGCUAAUAAAGGUGUGGGAUUUGGGGGGACGGAAAAUGUUCAAUUUUGAAGGCCACGAGGCUCCGGUUUAUUCUAUAUGUCCUCACCACAAAGAAAGUAUCCAGUUCAUAUUCUCAACUGCUAUCGAUGGAAAAAUAAAGGCCUGGCUCUAUGAUAAUAUGGGAUCUAGAGUUGAUUAUGAUGCUCCAGGUCACUGGUGCACUACAAUGCUUUACAGUGCUGAUGGUAGUAGAUUGUUCUCUUGCGGAACGAGUAAAGAAGGAGAUUCUUUCUUAGUUGAAUGGAACGAAAGUGAAGGAGCAAUAAAGAGACAUUAUUCUGGAUUUAGAAAGAAAUCAACAGCAGGUGUAGUGCAGUUCGAUACCACACAAAACCACUUUUUGGCUGCAGGUGAAGAUGGACAAAUAAAGUAUUGGGAUAUGGAUAAUACCAAUGUACUUACCAGCAUUGAUGCAGAUGGUGGACUGCCGAGCCAUCCUCGCCUCAGAUUCAAUAAGGAAGGAAAUUUACUUGCUGUUACUACCGCAGACAGUGGAUUCAAGAUAAUUGCAAAUGCUGCUGGUCUCAGAGCAUUGAGAGUAGUAGAAACUCCAGGUUUUGAAGCAUUGAGAUUGCCUAUUGAAUCAGCUGCUAUCAAGGUUUCUGGUGCUUCUGGUGUUACAAAUAUUAAUCCAGUCAAUUUGAAAGUGGAAAGGAGCUCCCCUGUCAGGCCCUCUCCUCUUCUUAAUGGAGUUGAUCCCAUGAGUAGAAGCAUGGAAAAACCUAGAACUUUGGAAGAUGCAGUUGAUAAACCAAAGCCAUGGCAGUUAGCUGAAAUUGUGGAUCCUGGCGAUUGCCGACUAGUUACCUUACCCGACAGCACAGAUACUUCCAGCAAGGUUGUUAGACUUCUAUAUACAAACUCUGGUGUUGGAGUUUUGGCACUGGGGUCAAAUGGUAUUCAGAAGCUCUGGAAGUGGACACGCAACGAUCAGAAUCCAAGUGGAAAGGCCACUGCCAGCGCCGUUCCACAGCAUUGGCAACCAAACAGUGGUCUUCUUAUGGCCAAUGAUGUUGCAGGUGUUAACCUUGAAGAAGCAGUCCCGUGCAUUGCACUUUCAAAGAAUGAUUCAUAUGUAAUGUCAGCUGCGGGAGGAAAGGUUUCACUGUUUAACAUGAUGACAUUCAAGGUUAUGACAACAUUCAUGUCUCCUCCUCCUGCCUCAACCUUCCUAGCAUUCCAUCCUCAGGAUAAUAAUAUCAUAGCCAUUGGAAUGGAGGAUUCAACUAUCCACAUUUAUAAUGUUAGAGUUGAUGAGGUUAAAUCUAAACUGAAGGGUCAUCAUAAGAGAAUAACUGGUUUAGCCUUUUCCACCAAUCUUAAUAUUUUGGUUUCAUCAGGUGCGGAUGCUCAACUUUGUGUCUGGAGUAUCGACACAUGGGAGAAAAGGAAAUCAUUUACUAUUCAAAUUCCAGCAGGAAAGGCACCUACAGGCGACACCCGAGCACAGUUCCACUCCGAUCAGACCCGCUUACUUGUGGUUCACGAGUCUCAGUUAGCAGUAUAUGAUGCAUCCAAGAUGGAUCGCAUUAGGCAGUGGGUACCGCAAGAUACACUGUCUGCACCUUUAUCUUAUGCGGCAUACUCCUGCAAUAGCCAAUUAAUUUUUGCUACUUUUUGCGAUGGCAACGUUGGGGUGUUCGAUGCUGAUAGCCUGAGACUAAGGUGUCGUAUUGCUCCGUCAACAUACUUAUCUCAGGCAGUCCUUAAUGGAAGCCAAUCUGUUUACCCUCUUGUUGUGGCUACUCAUCCUCAUGAACCCAACCAAUUAGCCGUAGGAUUAACAGACGGAUCCGUAAAGGUGAUGGAACCUGCAGAAUCAGAGGGUAAAUGGGGAACAAGUCCGCCUGUGGAUAAUGGAAUGCUGAAUGGCCGGACGACAUCGUCGUCUACGACAAGUAACCAUACACCAGAUCAGUUACAGAGAUGAAAUUAAUUGUGUGCUGCUUAGGUUGCAUCUGUAAUUUACAGGCAUAGAAUUUAGGUUCCUAAUCCCUAAAUGUCCCUUAUCAAAGGUAAGUGUGGACAUGAAUGGUAGAUAUAUAUAAAUAUUUAUACUCAUUCUUGUAUACUAAUGUCUAGUUAGCAGUAGUCUCUGUUUUUUUUCUUCCUCCUUGAGUGAUAUGCUCUUUUAAAACAGUAAAUUGUAUUGAUAAUUUGUUGCUCCUUCAAAUAAAACUCAAUUCUGAUUGUGAUUA